This is a messenger RNA of Schizophyllum commune H4-8, 935 nucleotides long. RefSeq lists its product as uncharacterized. The transcript is spliced from 2 exons. Lineage: Eukaryota; Fungi; Basidiomycota; Agaricomycetes; Agaricales; Schizophyllaceae. The record is from RefSeq and is a predicted model, not a curated record. Bases 372 to 896 code for a protein of 174 amino acids.
AUUAUUGGGCAUUAUCAUCAAUGGUCCAACGCAUCGUCAUCCACCUCGAAAAACAUCCGCGACAACGUCGGUCUCAGCGAGCUCGAACCGCCCCCUCUCGCUAGGUUAUAGAGUACGAUUUCCUCGCCCCCUGCGCGCGCAAGGAGGCAGGACAGUGCUCUGCGCCUGACGUCGUCGACGAGCUCGAGAUGAACUCCAAACCUUGCGUAUGCUGCUCCCGGCCGAGGCGACUUCUUCGCUAGCGUCCGUCGAGAUGAACCUCUCCCCAAAGCUCGCAGGCCUACUGGCUUUCGUCACCUCGCUGUAAUGCCCAGCCCGAGCUGCCUAUCAGGCUGUAUUGUUAGGCGUUACCGCGCCGGUCGGCGAUAGGUAUGGGAUCUCCUGCGUCAGCUACGGAAUAUAUGCGUCAAACAUGGGGAUCUACGCGCCAAGUACGGAAUAUGUGCGUCAAGUUGGGGUAUCUUGGGGUAGGAUUAGCGCAUACGGAGCGCAUACAACCCCGCACCUUGCGCACUUUGCAUACAGCCAUUCACCGGCAUCUCACCUCACCUCGCAUGAGGAACUUGCGAACAUUGGGGCGGAGGGGCUGCGGGGCUCCUUACCUGCUCUUCGGCGGCGUGUUUCGUGGCGACCAGCUCGCGGUUAGCACCUCGCUGGGCUGCGCUCACCGUCCUCGAAGUUGCUGGACUCGUCCUGGCUACGCUCGUCGCUCUCGCUCUGCGCGCCGGAAGGUUUUUGCUGUCGCUCGCACCAAAAGAUAUUUCGUUUCGUCCCAGAACUGUAUUCUAUCUAAUACAACAGUUCAAACCCAUGAAGCCGGUCCAUACAAUAAAGCAUUCGAUGAUUCUGAAGUGCGAGGGGUGCGAGAUCGGGUGAGGGUUCGAGCUCGAGUGUGAGCCAGUAGAGGGGGAUGGUAUACGUAUGGGCCCGGCCAA